GAGCGAGAGGGAAGAAACAAGAUGGCGGCUGCAGGCGAUCCGGAGCGGGGCCCCGGCAAUUCGGACUGAGCCUUCUCUCUCCAGCCCGCCGCCGCCGGGCCGCGCCCCUCCCGCCCGGGCCUCGGCGCCCUCCCCUCCCCCUCGGCCCCGGCGCCCCCCGCCGCCCCUCCCCCACCUCCGCUCCCCCCCUCCCCUCAGCCGCGGCUCCGACAUGAGGGGCCGGCGGGGCAGGCCGCCCAAGCAGCCCGCGGCUCCCGCUGCGGAGCGCUGCGCCCCGGCCCCGCCGCCGCCGCCGCCGCCUCCGCCGCCGCCGCCUCCGCCUCCGCCGCCGCCGCCGCCGCCCGCGUCCGGACCCAUCGGGGGGCUGCGCUCGCGGCACCGCGGCAGCAGUCGGGGCAGGUGGGCCGCCGCCCAGGCUGAGGUGGCGCCCAAGACGCGGCUGAGCUCGCCCCGGGGGGGCGGCCGCAGGAAGCAGCCGCCGCCGCCGCCGCCGGCCUCCGCCAGCAGCGCCAGCGGCCCGGGCCGGGGGGGCCGGGGAGGCGGGGGCGGCAGGACGGGGGGCGGGGGCGGCCACCUGGCCCGGACCACCCCGGCCCGCCGCGCCGUCAACAAAGUGGUGUACGAUGACCACGAGAGCGAGGACGACGACGAGGAGGAGGACAUGGUCUCGGAGGAGGACGAGGACGAGGAGGAGGAGGACGGCGACGCCGAGGAGACCCAGGAUUCCGAGGACGAGGAGGAGGAUGACAUGGAGGAGGACGACGAUGACUCCGAUUAUCCGGAGGAGAUGGAGGACGACGCCGACGACGCCAGUUACUGCACGGAGAGCAGCUUCAGGAGCCAUAGUACAUACAGCAGCACUCCAGGUAGGCGAAAACCAAGAGUGCAUCGGCCUCGUUCUCCAAUAUUAGAAGAAAAAGACAUCCCGCCCCUUGAAUUUCCCAAGUCCUCUGAGGAUUUAAUGGUGCCCAACGAGCAUAUAAUGAGUGUCACUGCCAUUUAUGAGGUGGUGCGGAACUUUGGCAGCGUUUUAAGGUUGUCCCCCUUUUGCUUUGAGGACUUCUGUGCGGCUCUUGUGAGCCAAGAGCAGUGCACACUCAUGGCGGAGAUGCACGUGGCGCUUCUGAAAGCGGUUCUGCGAGAAGAGGACACAUCCAACACCACCUUUGGCCCCGCGGACCUGAAGGACAGUGUGAAUUCCACCCUGUAUUUCAUCGACGGGAUGACGUGGCCCGAGGUCCUGCGGGUGUACUGUGAGAGUGAUAAGGAGUACCAUCACGUCCUCCCUUACCAGGAGGCAGAGGACUACCCGUACGGGCCGGUGGAGAACAAAGUCAAAGUCCUGCAGUUCCUAGUCGACCAGUUCCUCACCACCAACAUCGCCCGGGAGGAGCUGAUGUCUGAAGGGGUCAUCCAGUACGACGACCAUUGUAGGGUCUGUCACAAACUGGGAGAUUUGCUGUGCUGUGAGACAUGCUCAGCUGUGUACCAUUUGGAAUGUGUGAAGCCGCCUCUUGAAGAGGUACCAGAGGACGAGUGGCAGUGUGAAGUCUGUGUAGCACACAAGGUGCCUGGGGUGACUGACUGUGUUGCUGAAGUCCAAAAGAAUAAACCAUACGUUCGACACGAACCUAUUGGCUAUGACAGAUGCCGGAGGAAAUACUGGUUUUUAAACCGAAGACUCAUAAUAGAAGAAGACACAGAGAAUGAAAAUGAAAAGAAAGUUUGGUAUUACAGCACAAAGGUCCAGCUCGCAGAGUUAAUAGACUGUCUAGACAAAGAUUACUGGGAAGCAGAACUAUGCAAAAUUCUAGAAGAAAUUCGAGAAGAGAUGCACCAGCACAUGGACAUAACUGAAGACCUGACCAACAAAGCUCGGGGCAGCAACAAAUCCUUUCUGGCGGCAGCUAAUGAAGAAAUUUUGGACUCCUUAAGAAUCAAAAGAGGGGAAGAUAUUGACUGUGAUCAGAACCCAGAAGAAACAGAAAAAGACAAGAAUGAGGUCGAGAGUGACAACUCCAAAAAUGCUGAGAAGAGCAGAGAGGAGUCGGAAGACCAGUCCCUUGAAAAGGACAGUGAUGACAAAGUCUCUAAUGAAGAGCCUGGGCAAGGAAAACCUGAGGAGCCAGCAGAAGUUGGGGAUAGAGGGAACUCUGCGCCAGCAAAUCUUGGCGACAACACCACAAAUGCUUCUUCAGAAGAGACUAGUCCCUGUGCAGGGAGGAGCCCCGAGGGCUGUCUCUCAGACACCCAUGAUAGCAGCAGCAUGGCAGAGAAGAAGGUGGCAUCUGAGCUCCCCCCGGAUGUACCAGAAGACUCUAACAAGACAUGUGACAGCAGUAACACUAGUGCUACCACUGCCUCCAUCCAGCCUAAUCUGGAAAACAGUAGCAGCAGCAGUGAGCUCGGUUCUGCCCAGAGUGACUCUGCUGAGGCAGCGGAUGAUCCUGAAAUUGGAGAAAGAGACUCCCAUACACCUGUCUCUGCUCAGGAAGAGAUAGGUGAUUUCAGAUUGGAGAAGUCUAAUGGAGAAAUCGCCGAGUCCCCUGGAGCUGGGAAAGGAGCAUCUGGCUCCACUCGGAUCAUCACCAGAUUGCGGAACCCAGAUAGCAAACUCAGUCAGCUGAAGAGCCAACAGGUGGCAGCCGCAGCCCACGAAGCAAACAAGUUGUUUAAGGAGGGCAAAGAGGUGCUGGUAGUUAACUCCCAAGGAGAAGUAUCUCGCCUGAGUGCCAAAAAGGAAGUGGUCAUGAAAGGGAACAUCAGCAAUUAUUUUAAGCUGGGACAAGAGGGGAAGUAUCGCGUCUACCACAAUCAGUACUCGACCAACUCAUUUGCUCUGAACAAGCACCAGCACAGGGAAGAUCAUGAUAAGAGGAGGCACCUUGCACACAAGUUCUGUCUCACUCCCGCCGGGGAGUUCAAGUGGAAUGGAUCUGUCCACGGCUCCAAAGUCCUGACCAUAUCUACGCUGAGGCUCACCAUCACGCAGCUGGAAAGCAACAUCCCUUCUUCCUUUCUUCACCCCAAUUGGGCCUCACACAGGGCCAAUUGGAUCAAGGCUGUCCAGAUGUGCAGUAAACCCAGGGAGUUUGCACUGGCCCUCGCAAUUUUGGAGUGUGCAGUGAAGCCGGUUGUAAUGCUGCCAAUAUGGCGGGAGUCUUUAGGACACACCAGGUUACACAGGAUGACAUCAAUUGAAAGGGAAGAAAAGGAGAAAGUUAAAAAAAAGGAGAAAAAACAAGAGGAGGAGGAAACAAUGCAGCAAGCCACAUGGGUAAAAUACACAUUCCCAGUGAAACAUCAGGUUUGGAAACAAAAAGGAGAGGAAUACAGAGUGACAGGGUAUGGCGGCUGGAGCUGGAUUAGUAAAACACAUGUUUAUAGGUUUCUUCCAAAAUUACCUGGCAAUACUAAUGUGAACUACAGGAAGCCCUUUGAAGGAACCAAAAAUAAUACGGAUGAAAAUAAGGAUGAACCAGAUAAAAGAAAAAGUCCACGAAGUCCAAAAAAAAUUAAGACAGAGUGUGAUUCUGAGAAAGGUGAGGCAAAAGAUGCAAGUGCUACAGCUGGAGCAGACGAUAGUGCAAUGGAGCUCUCCAAGGUGCCUGAGAAGAAGGAGCAAGAUGUAAAAGAACUUUUAGAUUCUGAUAAUGACAAGUCCUUCAAGGAAGAACCAAUGGAGAUCGAUGAUAAUGUGAAAACAGAGUCACAUGUGGACUGUCAGGAGAGCACGCAAGUGGACGUGGUCAAUGUCAGUGAGGGGUUUCAUCUAAGGACUAGUUACAAAAAGAAAACAAAAUCCUCUAAGUUGGACGGACUUCUGGAACGGAGGAUUCGACAGUUUACACUGGAAGAGAAACAGCGCCUUGAAAAGUUAAAGCUGGAGAGCGGCCUGAAGGGGGUAGGCAAGUCCCCCACAGGCGCUUUGAAAAGCUCCUCUGAAUCCCCAAUAUCCACAAAAGCAAUCGAAGGAUGUCGGGGUGACUUGCUUAGACAGGAACAAACCCCCAGUCCAAGUCAGGCUAGCCCUGCAGACGUGGGCCAGGAUUGCUCACAAAGUGAGUCCUUGGUUCUUGGCAUCAGUGGUCCUAGUCCCAGCACAAACAAACUGUAUCCAAAAGAUCAAGUAUUAGAUGAUGUCUCCACUCAGAGUCCAGGGCCAGACUGUCAGAGACAGAACUCUGUUGACAGUGACCUAGAUACCAGUAUCUCUGAACCUGCCAGUAAGGGACUGGAGCUGAGUCAAACUAAAACAAAAGGAAGUGACUCUUUCAUUGAUGACUCUACACCAACCAGGGCAGAUGAUGCUGGCAAUUUCAUCUAUCAGAGCAAGAAACCACCCUCACAGGAAGAUAGCAGCAGCAUUGUGUCUUCUUCCAAGAGCACAUUGCCUGCAUCAGUACCUGAAAGUACCAUUGACAGAGAUGCCCGGUCCUCACCAAAAGCAUCGGACUUCGAUGGGAAAGGAGGUUGUGACUCUAAAUAUAAUAGCACUUUGGAAAAUAGUUCUGAUACUGUGUGUGUUCAGGGUAGUAGUGAAGAAGACAUGAUUGUUCAGAAUAGCAGUGAGCAGUUUAUAACUCCAGACCAAGGUGUUCAUAGUGUAGAGCCGUCAAAAUGUGAGUUACUUUCUAAAUCCACCGAAAAUUGUGAAGACAAACUACAGGGUAAGGUAACUGAAUCAAAUGGUAAGAAAACAGUCCAGAACCAAAAGCUGGAUGAGAGACCAGUUAACAAAUGCACUGACCAAACAAGCCUAAAACAUACCACUGACAAAAAGAAUAAUGAAAAUAGAGAGUCUGAAAAGAAAGGACAGAAGGCAAAUAAAUUUCAAAUAAAUGGCAAAGAGAGUAAAACUAAAGGUUAUCUCAAGGGGCAGUGUGUGAAGGAUGGCUCUGACAGUAAAGCUGUGAGUGGUACUGCUGAACCAAAGGUCAAUAAUAUCAAUAAAGCCAUCCCUGGAAAUGUCAAGUCACUGGCUGUUAAAGAAUCUGCUGUGAAGCCGGUCGUCAAUGGUGACGUCAUCAUGGAAGAUUUCAAUGAACAGAACAGUUCAGAAACCAACUCACAUUCACUGAGUUCUUCAGAUGCCAAAGGGAAUCACCAAGAUGGCCUCCAUGUCUUACUAGCCACCAAAGCGCCUGACAGUACACAGGUAACCAUACCCCCAGCCCCUCAUUCAGAAUGUAGCUCAUUAAACCAGGUGGAAGACAUGGAAACGGAUGGUCCAGAGGGUAAGAAGGCUACUCCAUCCCCUGUUAGGACAGAGGACUCUACCCUUAGUGAGGACUUGAUGGAUGAAAAUGGUCUGUCCUCCAGCAACGAUGAGAAUGUCAAUGGAGAAUCCAGAAGGAAAACGGUCAUCACAGAAGUCACCACAAUGACGUCCACGGUUGCCACAGAAUCAAAAACUGUCAUUAAGGUAGCAAAGGGGGACAAGCAAACUGUGGUUUCUUCCACAGAGAACUGUGCCAGAUCCACUGUCACAACUACCACUACCACUGUGACAAAGCUCUGCACGCCCUGCACAGACAGUGGUGUGGACACCAUCUCUGUAAAGGAGCAGAGCAAGACCGUGGUCACCACGACCGUGACGGACUCCCUGACCACUGCAGGAAGCACACUGGUGACAUCUAUGACAGUGAGCAAAGAGUACUCCACAAGAGACAGAGUAAAGCUCAUGAAGUUCUCAAGACCCAGGAAGACCCGCUCAGGAACAGCCCUGCCAUCCUACAGGAAAUUCGUUACCAAGAGCAGCAAAAAGAGCAUAUUCGUGUUGCCCAGCGAUGACUUGAAAAAGCUGGCCAGGAAAGGAGGGAUCCGAGAAGUCCCUUACUUUAAUUAUAAUGCAAAACCUGCGUUGGAUAUAUGGCCAUAUCCUUCUCCUAGACCAACCUUUGGUAUCACAUGGAGGUACAGACUUCAGACGGUGAAGUCCUUAGCAGGAGUGAGCCUGAUGUUACGGUUACUCUGGGCCAGUUUGAGAUGGGAUGACAUGGCAGCCAAGGCUCCUCCAGGAGGAGGGACUACACGGACAGAAACUUCUGAAACUGAAAUCACAACCACAGAGAUAAUUAAGAGGCGUGAUGUGGGUCCUUACGGCAUUCGUUCUGAGUAUUGUAUCAGGAAGAUCAUUUGUCCCAUUGGAGUUCCAGAAGCACCGAAAGAAACACCCACACCUCAGCGGAAAGGCCUUCGAUCAAGUGCGCUGCGACCAAAGAGACCAGAAACACCCAAGCAGACGGGCCCAGUUAUCAUUGAAACCUGGGUGGCGGAAGAGGAGCUGGAACUCUGGGAGAUCAGGGCUUUCGCUGAGAGAGUGGAGAAAGAAAAGGCUCAAGCGGUGGAGCAGCAGGCUAAGAAACGCUUGGAGCAGCAGAAACCUGCAGUCGUAGCGUCCACCACGUCCCAAACAAACAGCACGAGCAGCACCGUCUCCCCAGCUCAGAAGGUGAUGGUGGCUCCCUUGAGUGGCUCAGUCACCCCUGGAACAAAGAUGGUGCUAGCCACAAAAGUUGGAUCUCCUGCCACAGUCACAUUCCAGCAAAACAAGAACUUCCAUCAAACUUUUGCCACGUGGGUGAAGCAAGGCCAAUCCAAUUCAGGCGUGGUCCAAGUGCAGCAGAAAGUCCUGGGCAUCAUCCCAUCGACCACAGGUCCAAGUCAGCAGACCUUUACCUCAUUCCAGCCCAGGACCACAACCGUCACAAUUAGGCCCAAUACCUCAGCCUCUGCAGGAACCACCACCGCGUCACAGGUAAUCACAGGGCCUCAGAUCCGCCCUGGUAUGACUGUGAUUAGAACACCACUACAACAGCCAACACUAGGAAAGGCGAUUAUUCGAACACCUGUGAUGGUGCAGCCAGGUGCUCCCCAACAAGUGGUAACUCAGAUCAUCCGAGGACAGCCUGUUUCUACCGCCAUUUCCGCCCCGAGUCCGGCUUCUGCAGCACCUGUGCAAAAAGGCUUACCUCCAGCAGCAGCAGCUGGGACCGCACAGCCUUCACCCCCACACACACCCCGCCCGCAGCAAGGGCAAGUGAAGCUCACCAUGGCGCAGCUCACUCAGCUGACACAGGGCCAUGGUGGCAACCAAGGCUUAACAGUAGUAAUUCAAGGACAAGGUCAGACUACUGGACAGUUGCAGUUGAUACCUCAGGGGAUGACGGUUCUUCCAGGGCCAGGACAGCAGCUCAUGCAAGCUGCAAUGCCAAAUGGCACCGUUCAGCGGUUCCUCUUUACCCCACUGACUACAGCAGCUACGGCCGCCAGCAGCAGCAGCAGCAGCAGCACUACCACCACCAAUACUACAGCAGCAGGUUCAGGUGAACAAAAACAAAGUAAAUUAUUACCCCAGCCCCAGGUACAACCAGCCACAACCCUGGCACAAACUCCAUCACCAUCAUCGAGUGUGAGUCCUGCAGAAGCGCAGCCUCAGACUACUCAGCCUGCAGCACAGUCCCUGCCCCUCCCCCCACCCGCAGCGCAGCCUGAAGUCCAGACCCAGCCUCCUGUCUCGCCCCAUGUCCCUUCUGAAGCACAGCCAUCUAAACCCCAAGUUGCAGCACAGUGUCCGCCUCAGAGCAAUGUCCAAGGACAGUCUCCUGUUCGUGUCCAGAGCCCACCACUGACUCGAAUACGUCCAUCAACUCCAUCCCAAGUGACUCCUGGACAGCAGCCCCAGGUUCAGACUCCAGCUUCACAGCCGGUUCCACUUCCAUCCCCCACAUCUCUGCAGGCGCCUUCCCAAGGCCAGCCACAGUCACAGCCCCAGGUACAGUCUUCAGCUCAAACUCUUCCAUCAGGACAGAUAUUAAAUCAUGCUACUGUCUCAGCCCCACCCCGUCCUCAGCCACAAACACAGCAGCCGCAGCCCCAAGUCAUUUCUGUGCCUCCGCUCCAGCAAGUCCAGGUUCUCUCUCAGAUCCAGCCGCAGGUUGCGGCUCAGAUACAGGCUCAGCAAGGUGGUGUGCCCCAGCAAAUCAAACUGCAGUUGCCCAUUCAAAUUCAGCAAAACAGUGCUGUGCAGACUCAGCAUGUUCAGAGUGUGGUCACAGUGCAGGCAGCCAGUGUGCAAGAGCAGUUGCAGAGGGUUCAGCAACUCAGGGAUCAGCAGCAAAAGAAGAAGCAGCAGAUAGAAAUUGAGCGUGAACACACCCUCCAAGCUUCUAACCAAAGUGAAAUCAUUCAGAAACAGGUGGUGAUGAAGCAUAAUGCUGUACUAGAGCAUUUAAAACAGAAAAAGACCAUGACUCCAGCUGAAAGAGAAGAAAAUCAAAGAAUGAUUGUCUGUAACCAGGUGAUGAAGUACAUUCUGGAUAAGAUAGAUAAAGAAGAAAAGCAGGCAGCAAAGAAACGCAAGCGAGAGGAGAGUGUGGAGCAGAAGCGGAGCAAACAGAACGCCAGCAAGCUCUCCGCUCUGCUGUUCAAACACAAGGAGCAGCUCAAAGCCGAGAUCCUGAAAAAGAGGGCGCUCCUGGACAAAGAGCUGCAGAUCCAAGUGCAGGAAGAGCUGAAGAGAGACCUGAAAAUAAAGAAGGAGAAAGAUAUGGCACAGGUGACACACGUCAGUGCUGCCACAGUACCCACACCCUCAGUGCCAGCGUCAGCACCAGCACCAGUGCCAGCGUCAGCGCCAGCUGCCCCUCCAGCUCCUCUUCCUCCUCCUUCGCCUCCCUCAGCACACAGUCUGCAGCCUGCAGGCCACCCCACAGCCCCACUGCCUGUCGCUUCCCAGAAGAGGAAGCGGGAGGAGGAGAGGGACUCCAAGUCCAAAAAGAAGAAGAUGAUCUCCACCACCUCCAAGGAGGCCAAAAAGGACACAAGGCUGUACUGCAUCUGCAAGACGCCAUAUGACGAGUCUAAGUUCUAUAUUGGCUGUGAUCUUUGUACUAACUGGUAUCAUGGAGAAUGUGUUGGCAUCACAGAAAAGGAGGCUAAGAAAAUGGAUGUGUACAUCUGUAAUGAUUGUAAGCGGGCACAAGAGGGCAGCAGUGAGGAAUUGUACUGUAUCUGCAGGACACCUUAUGAUGAGUCACAAUUUUAUAUUGGCUGUGAUCGGUGUCAGAACUGGUACCACGGGCGCUGUGUUGGCAUCUUGCAAAGUGAGGCAGAGCUCAUUGAUGAGUAUGUCUGUCCACAGUGCCAGUCCACAGAGGAUGCCAUGACAGUGCUCACACCACUGACAGAAAAAGAUUAUGAAGGCUUGAAGAGGGUGCUGCGCUCCUUACAGGCCCAUAAGAUGGCUUGGCCUUUCCUUGAGCCGGUAGACCCCAAUGAUGCGCCAGAUUAUUACGGUGUCAUUAAAGAGCCGAUGGACCUUGCCACCAUGGAAGAACGAAUACAAAAACGGUAUUAUGAAAAGCUGACAGAGUUCGUGGCAGAUAUGACCAAAAUUUUUGAUAACUGCCGUUACUACAAUCCCAGUGACUCCCCCUUUUAUCAGUGUGCAGAAGUUCUUGAAUCAUUCUUUGUACAGAAACUAAAAGGAUUCAAGGCCAGCAGGUCUCAUAACAACAAGCUGCAGUCUACAGCUCCUUAGAGCUCAGCGUGUCACCUAAGCUAGACACAGCGAGAGGCUGGCGCUCUGAACUAUAAAGUAAAGCGCCAGAUGUUCUCAGUCAGGCUACCCUGACAAGACUUGACCAUAACCUCGUUCCUAUUGGUCACAACAAUCCAGUUGUAUUCUUGGCCAAUUUUGUCCAACGGACAAAGGAAAAGCAAAGUCAACGACACCGUUGUCUUGUCAAGAGCAAAUGGCUUUGCUAUUGUGGCAGAAGCAGGAAACUUUGUUUAUUGAAAAAAAAAAAGAAAGAAAAAAAAGAUACUAUGGGGUCAAGUGUAACUCCGUGGAAAUGCCACCUCUGCUCUUCAGUGAAGAAGCUGCUUAGAGUCUCACAGAAAACUUUGACUGUAUUUAUUUAUUGUUGCAAAAAAGACGCUUUUUUAUUGCUGCCCUCAUUUGUCAGCUAAUUAUUUUUUCUUAUAAAAUCCAGCCCUGGUCACGUGUAUCCAUCGUGUAUCUAUCAUGAUUCCUGUAGGUGACGUACAAGGCGACCUCUAGGUGUCUUUUCUUUCUAUGAAAGGAGCUGCUAUGUACACAUGUGCACACAACUGGGAAUCAACAGUGAGUCUAUCAUUCACAGUAGACACAAACGAAGCUUACGGAAAGGUUGGGCUAAGUGGUCCUGGACUACAGACUUCGUUGCCUUGACUACACCAGUACAGACUGUCAUUUACUCUGCACCGGGCUAAAUGAGCAAAAUCUAUUUGAAGGUAUCUUGUUUGUAAACAUUUGUCAGAUUCUAAUUUUUUUUCUUUUUGUAUUAAAAUUCAACUAUGGAUGUAUAUGAAUCGAAAUAAAUGGAGAUCAUUUUUCUCCCCCA
This is a messenger RNA of Meriones unguiculatus (Mongolian gerbil), 10388 nucleotides long. It is a transcript of the gene Bptf, whose product is annotated as bromodomain PHD finger transcription factor. The transcript has 31 exons. Gene Ontology annotation, molecular function: RNA polymerase II cis-regulatory region sequence-specific DNA binding. NCBI's taxonomy places the organism in Eukaryota, Metazoa, Chordata, Mammalia, Rodentia, Muridae. Gene Ontology annotation, cellular component: NURF complex. Gene Ontology annotation, biological process: regulation of transcription by RNA polymerase II. The record is from RefSeq and is a predicted model, not a curated record. The coding region runs from base 212 to 9544 and encodes 3110 amino acids.